Messenger RNA from Aspergillus brunneoviolaceus CBS 621.78, 2603 nucleotides. RefSeq names its product protein kinase c (gene pkcA). Gene Ontology annotation, molecular function: protein serine/threonine kinase activity; ATP binding. Lineage: Eukaryota; Fungi; Ascomycota; Eurotiomycetes; Eurotiales; Aspergillaceae. The transcript is spliced from 5 exons. The coding region runs from base 161 to 2215 and encodes 684 amino acids. The record is from RefSeq and is a predicted model, not a curated record. Gene Ontology annotation, biological process: protein phosphorylation.
GCGACUGGCUAUUGGACUGACAUCAUGCACAGCCAAGCAACUGAAAGACCGACGUCCGUUCGAUAUUGGUCUCAAUCGUCAAGGUGCUGUUCGGCAGAAGAAGGAGGAGGUCCACGAGAAGCAAGGCCACAAGUUCGUCACGCAGCAGUUUUACAACAUCAUGCGCUGCGCGCUUUGCGGCGAUUUCCUGAAAUAUGCCGCCGGCAUGCAGUGUGCUGACUGCAAGUACACCUGCCAUAAGAAGUGCUAUCCCAAGGUCGUCACCAAGUGUAUCAGCAAAGCCAACUAUGAGACGGACCCGGACGAAGAGAAGAUCAACCACCGGAUUCCGCACCGUUUCGAGGGUUUCUCCAACCUUUCAGCCAACUGGUGUUGCCACUGUGGAUACUUGCUGCCUUUCGGACGCAAGAACGCAAAACGCUGUACAGAGUGUGGUCUCACGAGUCACGCCCACUGUACUCAUCUCGUGCCCGACUUCUGUGGCAUGUCCAUGGAAGCAGCUAACCAGAUCUUGGAAACUCUUAUUCGGGCAAAGGUUCAUAAUAAGUCUCCAUCGGUCAGCUCUACCAGCCGCCUGAGCGACCGCACCUUGCGCGCUCCUCAGACUCCGCAGGACCAUACAUCCAUGGCCUACCCGUCAAAGCCUGUCGAGCAGUACGAGCCAGCACGGCCCGCCGCUCGGGAUGCCGUGAGCGCUGCGUCUAUGUCAUAUAAGCCUCCGCAGUCUCCAACUACCCCUCAAGCAUCUCAGACAUCUCCCAGAACCUCGGCUUCGGCCGAUCUCGCAAGCCAUGCCGCCGCAGCUGCGGCAAAUACUCGUCCUCCCCAGGCGAUGCCAGAACCAAGCCGCCCUGUGCAGCCCCAGCCACCCCAGCAUGCUCGCUAUGAUCCUUCGGCUUAUCCCAUGUUUGAAGGAGGAGGCGUGCCACAUCAGCAGAUGCAGAAUGUCGGUGCCCCUGGUCCGUAUGGCGUUCAGCAGCAGCAGCAGCAGCAGCCGCCGCCACCGCAACAGAGUAUGGCAGUGGCACAAAAGCAAGCACCUGAGGCGCCUCAGCAACAACCGAAGGUCAGAAUCGGACUGGAUCAUUUCAACUUCCUGGCGGUUUUGGGUAAGGGUAACUUUGGUAAGGUCAUGCUGGCGGAGACCAAGAGCACAAAGAAGCUUUAUGCGAUCAAGGUCCUGAAGAAGGAGUUCAUCAUCGAGAAUGAUGAAGUCGAAAGCACCAAGUCUGAAAAGCGGGUCUUCUUGAUCGCCAACAAAGAGCGUCACCCCUUCCUCCUUAACCUCCACGCCUGUUUCCAGACCGAGACGCGCGUGUACUUCGUUAUGGAAUAUAUCAGUGGUGGUGAUCUGAUGCUCCACAUUCAGCGCGGCCAGUUUGGUCUCAAGCGAGCACAGUUCUAUGCUUCCGAGGUUUUGCUCGCGCUGAAGUAUUUCCACGAGAAUGGUGUCAUCUAUCGUGACUUGAAGCUUGAUAACAUUCUUUUGACUCUGGAUGGCCAUAUCAAGAUUGCGGAUUACGGUCUCUGCAAGGAAAACAUGUGGUAUGGUGCAACAACCAGCACCUUCUGUGGUACGCCCGAAUUUAUGGCACCCGAGAUUCUCCUGGAUAAGAAGUACGGACGUGCUGUCGAUUGGUGGGCAUUCGGUGUCCUUAUCUACCAGAUGCUUCUUCAGCAAUCCCCCUUCCGUGGUGAGGAUGAGGACGAAAUCUAUGACGCCAUUCUCGCCGACGAGCCGCUGUAUCCCAUCCACAUGCCCCGCGACUCGGUCUCUAUCCUGCAGAAACUGCUUACUCGUGAGCCCGAGCUGAGAUUGGGCUCGGGUCCUACCGAUGCCCAAGAAGUCAUGUCCCAUGCAUUCUUCAGGAACGUCAACUGGGAUGAUAUCUACCACAAGCGUGUGCCACCACCCUUCAUGCCCACCAUCACCAGCCCGACAGAUACCAGCAACUUCGAUCAGGAAUUCACAAGUGUGACUCCUGUCCUGACGCCUGUGCAGUCCGGUAAGGCACCAAUCCAGUAUGCAAGGUUAUUUCACAGCAGGCUAACACCGCUUCUUAGUCCUUUCUCAAGCUAUGCAGGAAGAGUUCCGCGGCUUCUCCUACACUGCCGACUUCGCAUAAACAUUCUCCGCGUAACCUCUCGACCGCCUGUGCUGAUUGCGCGUUUGUCUUGUCUCUACUUUGGCCUGAUGUGUUUCUCGGAUUCUUGAUGUUGCCGGUCUUUGGGCACCGUUUGCGCCGGUGUCUUUCACAUACCCAUAAGUGUUUUGAGUGCCAGUGUAAGCGUGGUGAUAGCUUUUGUGAAUGCAGAUGGAUUGAUGGCUUCGACGGUGUUUUAUUCUACGACAUUAUAUUUUGUCUCCGCAACCCAAGGCCUUUGGUUGUCUUCUAAUUUCUGUUUCUUUGUGGGGGUAAUUGACGUGCUCGGAAUAUAACUCUGCUCCAGGGACUAUCUCUUCUCAUGAUUAUUGCGGUAUAUUUUGUGGCACGGUCACUCGAAGGAUGCUGCACUUGUGUUAAAAUGGUUUAUUGAGGAUAGAAGCUGUGUUGCGCCGGUUGACACAAGUAUAAUCUUACUUCACCUUCCUGUCGCUCAAG